AUGACUUCCGAAGAGAAUCGUUACUGGAGAAAUGUGCUGACUAUCGUGCCCAUCGUCGGCACCGCCCUGGCAACCCUGUCCUAUGUUCUACGGCUUUACUCCCGUCGCUUCACAACCGCUGGGCUGAAAGUGGAGGACUGGUUGAUGGGCGCUGGGUUGCUUCUGUCGUACUGCGCUACUGCCUUUGUCGUAGACACUGCAUUCAAUGGCGUUGGCUUGCCAGUCGCUGAUCUGCCGCCAGACGAACGGCGACGAGUUCAAUUUGCGUCGUGGAUGAUCCAGAAAUUUUGGGCGCCGUCCGCCGCGUUUGUGAAGAUCUCUAUUAUCGUGUUCCUGAAGCGGCUGCUCGGAACUGUACGCGCGUACGCCAUUAUCUCGAAUAUCCUGAUCAUAUUCAUUAGCUGUUGGGCCCUCACAGCUCUUCUUGUCAACAUUUUUCAGUGCCGCCCCGUUCAGUACUAUUACAACAAGGAGCUGCGUGGACAUUGUAUGAGUGGACAGCGACAGUUUUUCCAGACAAUGGGAGCCAUUUCCUUGAUAGAGGAUAUUAUUAUUUUAUGUCUGCCUAUACCUAUUAUAUGGGGAUUACAUAUCACCUUUCGACAGAAGUUUGCAGUGAUACUCCUGUUUUCUCUGGGUGGCCUAGUCUGCAUAUUCAGUUUAAUGCGUCUGAUUGAAUUCCGCACGUUUAUUACUACUGAUUUAGCUUCAUCGAGUGCCAAGGAAUCUAUCUGGACCUGUCUCGAACUUGAUAUCGCUAUAAUCUGCGGUUGUCUUCCGCUGAUGAAGCCUCUCAUCCAGGGCUUCCUGGGCAAGGUCCGAAGUAGGGUUUCCAAAGCCCGUUCCCAUCCAUCAUCCGGCACGAAGCCGUGCUACCCUUCGAGCGCCACACACAAUAAUGAUGGUUUUCGACAACUUGAUGACGUGCUGGAUUCGCAGGCGUCCAAGAAUCCUAAUGUUAUAGCCGGUUCCAGUCGAUGGAGCUCGGAUGUUGAACUGCAAGGCAUCGUGGUGCGCACAUGGAUUGAGCAGGAUGUUGACCGCCCGCACACGGUAGACUCGAACGAGACCAACCAUGGGCAUGUGUGGCCUUGA
Aspergillus welwitschiae is the source of this 1095-nucleotide messenger RNA. RefSeq lists its product as uncharacterized. The record is from RefSeq and is a predicted model, not a curated record. NCBI's taxonomy places the organism in Eukaryota, Fungi, Ascomycota, Eurotiomycetes, Eurotiales, Aspergillaceae. The transcript has 5 exons. Bases 1 to 1095 code for a protein of 364 amino acids.